This is a messenger RNA of Clonostachys solani, 2523 nucleotides long. The record is from the annotation of a GenBank genome assembly. NCBI's taxonomy places the organism in Eukaryota, Fungi, Ascomycota, Sordariomycetes, Hypocreales, Bionectriaceae.
AUGGACAAUCUAGACGUGGCGGUGCAACAAUCCCAGGAUGCUCUCGAUCUAAUGCCUCCGGGUGAUCCAGAUCGGGCAUUUCAGCUUCACCAUCUUGGUUAUUUGUAUCAAGAAAGAUACAAUAACUAUAGGACACCUACCAACCUCGAAGAUCUGGACAGGGCGAUCCAACACUAUCACUCAUCCCUUGAUUUAACGCCGAAGGCUCAUCCGUUGCGGGCCGCUCGACUUCAUGAUCUUGGGACUAGCUACAACGACAAGUAUCACAGAACCAAGGCUCUGAACUUUUUGGACGAUGCUAUUCAACAAUUCCAAGGAGCUCUGGAUUUAACGCCAAAGAAUAAUCCGGAUCGGGUAGCUCGACUUCAAUCCCUUGCGAGUAGCUACGACGACAAGUAUGAAAGAACCAAGGCUCUGGAAGAUUUAGAGGGCGCCAUCCUACAAUUCGAAGCAGCUCUUGAUCUGACUCCAGAUGAUGACCAAGUGCGGGUUACUCUACUUCAAGAUCUUGCGCCCGCAUAUCAUGCGAAAUAUUGGAGAACCGGGAAUAUUGAAGAUCUAAGCAAAACGAUUCGAUACCUCAAAGAGGACCUUGAUCUCUCGUCAGAUGAUAUGUUCCGGUUCGAUAUGCAUAUGACUCUUGGGAAAAGAUAUUAUGAUAGAUACCUCAAGACCAAAUCCUGGGCGGAUUUAGAGAUGAUGAUACAGGAGUGUGAAGAUGCCUUGGACUGGACACCGGAUAAUGCAGCAUCGAGGCAGCAGCAGGAUUAUUUUCUGGGAGCCGGCUAUUAUCAUAAAUAUCAGAGAAACAAGGACAUGGAAGAUCUCAAUCUCUCUACCCAAUACUGCGAAGCAGCCUUUGACAGCCCGGUGGCCUUGAGCCCUUACUAUUGGAUUCGUUCUGGAAACUUGCUAGUCUCAAUACUUGCGGAGACUAAGCAGUCGUCUUCAGCUUCCAACGUGGCCUCGGCGGCCAUAUCACACAUUCAUCAGCUUGCGCCUCGUGGGUCUAGUAUACCAGACAAACAGCUUGUGCUGGGUGAGAUAUCCCAGUUGGCUUCCGACGCAGCGGCCCUUGCUCUCAUAGCUGGCGACAAGCCAACCAAAGCUCUUCAAACUCUUGAGCUCGGGCACAACGUUAUCACAACAGCUCUUAGCGAUAUGAGGACUGAUAUAUCCAAGCUUCUGCAGGAACAUCGUGAGCUAGGAGAAGAAUACAUAAAGCUUCGGGAUCAACUCAAUACCCUCCGUUUAAAUGACGAGAGCUACAAUCCAGACAUUACUGUACGUAACCGGGAUUGGAGGUUGAAGCUUCGCGGCCCCGGCAAUAUGGAACGACUUAUACAAAAAAUUCAAGCUUUGCCCGGCUUUGAGGGAUUUCUGUUAGGCCCAACUGAAAAUGAGUUGAAGAGUGCUGCCAAGCUAGGUCCAGUUGUCAUCAUCAACGUAAGCGACUACCGCUGCGACGCACUGAUAAUAACUAAGGACAAGAUAAGGAGUUUAGCACUUCCUGGAUUGGACGUCGACGAUAUCCGUUUUCGGGCGGAAACGUUGACAAGCCCAGACUCAAAUUUGCUUGAGUGGCUAUGGGACACAAUUACAAAGCCAGUUCUUGAUUCACUGGGAUUUGUCCAAAUUCCUCGAGACCGCUGGCCUCAUGUAUGGUGGAUACCUACCGGACUCCUAGCCAAGUUUCCUAUCCAUGCAGCGGGUUAUCACGACUCCUCUAGCACCGUUUUGGACCGUGCCAUAUCGUCUUACAGUUCUUCCGUUCGAACACUGCUCAGAAGCCGGCAAAAAGAUCCCUCUGCAGAAACGAAGUGGGAGCCGAACAAGAUCGUAGCGGUUGGUCUUACCGAAACACCAGGGCAGAGUGAUUUGCCCUUUGUGAAGGAGGAGAUUAAAGGCCUCAAACGUAUAUGGGGACAGAUAUCAAGCCCCGAGCCACGUCGAGAAGAUAUCCUGGCCGCAUUAAGGGACUGCGAAGUAUUUCACUUUGCCGGUCAUGCGCUCGCCGACCGCUCAGAUCCAUUGCAAAGCUCUCUAAUUCUACACGCGGAACACCUAUCAGUUGCGAGCGUGCUCGAGGUGAAUUUACAAAGUCGCGCACCUUUCCUUGCCUACCUCUCCGCUUGCGGAACUGGUCAAAUCAAACAAAACGAGCUUGUAAACGAGAGGCUUCAUCUGAUUGCCGCUUAUCAACUCGCUGGCUUCCGACAUGUCAUUGGCACUCUUUGGGAGGUAAACGACGAAUCAUGCGUAGGAAUAGCGACUGAGACAUACGAGUGGGUUAAGUCCAGGAAUAUGAGUGACGAAUCUGUUAGCGAGGGCCUUCAUCAUGCGAGCAGAAAGUCUCGGACGCAAUGGGUUUUGGAGAAUGCAGUCAGAACAGAUACCAACAGGUUACAACCAGGUCACACGCAGUCAGACUUGCCUGAAAAGACAGUCAGAGACACGAGAGAUGCUGAAUUAUUCGAGGGUAAGCCGGCUUUAUGGAUACCAUAUGUCCAUUUUGGAAGUUAA